ACGAACGAGAGUAAACAAACUACGAGAGCCAAAUUGUUCUGUAUGAAAGAGCUUUAUAGCGAGGCUAGAGUCUACCUACGGCUACGUUUAUAGUGAAUUAAGUAAUUUAGGCGAAACAUUGGAGCACCGGAAUAAGCUGAAAAAUAUGGAAUCACUAUCGAAGCCCAGCAAAUAUUCAUCUCGUCUCAGGCCAAGAAACAGUCAAUCAUCCUGUGUUGUUCCUCAAUCUAUUGUUGAGACAGAGACACCCCAUAGUCUUUCAUCUGGGAAGGAUGAAUUGCAAAAGGAGGAUGACCGCAUACAAGCUAUGAACACUGAUGUUGAAGGUCCCUCUAAAAGAAGUUUUUGUUGCACAUCAAUUGGAAUGGAAAAAAUAAAAUUAGAAAUCAUGUUAGACCAAAAUAAAGUAGAUAGAUAUACAGAUGAAGGAUUUUCCAAAGAGGAAUGUUCACCUGAAAGUCCUGAAACUAGAAGAGAGAGAAUAGACAUCAUAUCUCGUCAGUGUCGCCUGCACCCAGCCAACAUGAAGUACAACCAAGGCCCUGUGGAAAAUCCUACCCCAAUCACCCCAGGAACGAUGGUGGGAUACACUCCUGCUGGCCAACGACAUGAAGUAGAUCUCAAUUUUGGUAGACCUUCAUCAUUCAAUUCAGAAUAUGCACGUAUGCAAUGGGAUUAUGCCACGAAAGUCAAUGUGACACGGAUGUUCCAUCAAUUGGCGACAGGAACAUUCCUGCCGGAUGAGUUGGAUCCUAAUAUUGAAAGGAGGUACUUUGCUGAGCAAGACAUGAUAACCAAACAAGCUACCGAUCACUUUGAGCAAGUAGCCAACACUUCACCAGGAGCAGCUGGUUUGACUGAAGAACAACAGAUGUCUCUACCAUUUCUCGAUGCUGAGGUAAAGCUUUUGGAGCUUAACGAGUUUGCAGUGGUAAGGAUUCGAGACUUUUCUAAAGAAGUUGAUCAAAAACUGCGGAACGCCCUUGAUCUUCCAAUAACUGCACUGAUGAUCAAGAAAAAUCCUAUGAUACUGGACACUUUGGAAAUAUUGGCUUCGCAGUGUAUUUACAUUGAGGUGGCUGCCUCUGCCGGAGCCUUGCUUGAUAAAAUCAAGGGGUUGUUUCAAGUACCGGAGAAUAAAGAAUUUAGAGAAUUCUUUACCGAAGAAGUAGAAAAACUGAGAGAAAAAACAAAACACAUGACAUGUUUUGGUAUUUUUACAAUGGUUGAAGAGCCACCCGAGGAAACAGAAACAUCAGAUGACCUAAUUUACUCAAGUGAAGUAAGCCGUUUGACCCCAUUAGACUUUUUGGUUAGAUUGGAUGAAAAUGGAGCUGCAAAUUUGCCAGAAGACGAUUGGGUUGCCAUCAGUGCUGAUGAGUUUUGGAGUGAUGCGCUACCGAAUUCAGAUUCCCAUGAUAUGAACAGUAAUGUCACAGACGCAGAUGACAAUGAUUGCAGUUCUAUUUCCUACUAUAUAUCCAGUGAUGAGGAUGAUAGUAGUGUCAUGAGUGAUGAGGAUGAGGAGAUUGAGGACUUGAUAGAUUUCAAUGAAUCAUUUGCUAAAGAGGAGUAAUUUGUGGAGUGCCAGAAGAGUGCCUUCUUCAUUACCAAACCACAGUACAAUUGUCCAGACAUUGUACCAUGUAGUACAAAGAGACAGUUAAGAUAUCAUUUGUAUUAAGGUUAAAUAUGGUCCAGUUGCCUUUUUUUCAAUUCAGAUUUAUUUAACUACCUAAGUUUUUUAAAGAUCCACAUAGUUUUCAAGUUUUACCGCGGUUAAUAGGGUCGUCAGUAACAUUUUGUGCCUUAAUAGAUCCAAAAUGCUGAAAUGAAUUACUUUUAUUAAUUCUGUAAGUUGCAUGAUAGGCUACAGUAUUCAGAAAGAUAGAAGAUGAAAAAAUAUAAUAAGGCAGUCCAUUGUAGUUGUAAUGAAAAAGGAAAAGGAAUUUGGUUACCAUUAUUAAAAGUUAAAAAUAUAUGUACCAUAA
Macrosteles quadrilineatus (aster leafhopper) is the source of this 1991-nucleotide messenger RNA. RefSeq lists its product as uncharacterized. Bases 146 to 1576 code for a protein of 476 amino acids. Lineage: Eukaryota; Metazoa; Arthropoda; Insecta; Hemiptera; Cicadellidae. The transcript is spliced from 10 exons. The record is from RefSeq and is a predicted model, not a curated record.